Mycosarcoma maydis (corn smut) is the source of this 207-nucleotide messenger RNA. RefSeq lists its product as uncharacterized. The record is from RefSeq and is a predicted model, not a curated record. The coding region runs from base 1 to 207 and encodes 68 amino acids. Lineage: Eukaryota; Fungi; Basidiomycota; Ustilaginomycetes; Ustilaginales. The transcript is spliced from 2 exons.
AUGGGCAACAAGCAUCCCAGCUUCCUUCCAUGUCCGGAUGUGGCUGCCAUUUGGCUCACCGACUGCCACGCUUGCUGCAUUCUCCUCAUCAACGACGACGCCGCCGCCGCCGCCAUUACCGUCUUCGUCGCCCCUCCUGUUGCUGCUGCUGCAGAUGCUUGGGGUGUGGAUGAGCUUGCCUUGCCCCCAUCCUCAUCGUCGUCCUGA